AUGCCCGUCGCAUUCCAAGUCGCAAACACAGCCACCAAGCCCCCAACUAUCGGCGACAAUGGCUACCAAGGCUUCAACCCUCGUAAAGAAACCCUACCUCAAGGCUGGAAAUUCAGAGAAGACGCUCGUCCGCUUUCUGAAGAUAUGAUCGUUGAGCAUGAUGUCGCUGUCAAAGUCCGCGAUGGCUGUACUUUGUACUGUGAUAUCUUCAGGCCUGUGGGGAGUGAUGGUGCUGAAAAGGUGCCUGCGAUUGUUGCGUGGAGUCCUUUUGGCAAGAAGCAUAAUGGUAUUGAGAUGAUGUCGAAGGUGAAAUGGGGUUGUGGUGUACCGAAGGGAGCGCUCAGUGGUCUUGAGAGAUUUGAGGGUCCUGAUCCGGCGGAGUACUGCCCGAGGGGUUUUGCUGUUGUCAACGUCGACGCAAGAGGUGCAGGUGAUUCUGACGGUUCUAUCGUCAUCAUGGGCAAGCAAGAGGGUGAAGAUGGGUACGAUUGCAUAGAGGAGUUGGCGAAGAUGGACUGGUGCAAUGGCAGCGUCGGUCUUGCAGGCAACUCACAUCUCGGUAUCGUUCAAUGGUUCAUCGCCGCUCAGCAACCACCAUCGCUCAAAGCUAUCGCCCCCUGGGAAGCAUGCGGAGAUCUCUACAGAGAACAGUUUGUCCGUGGAGGUGCCUGGGACAAUGGCCUUUUUGACUUUAUCAUCGAGCACGUCAUUCGUGGCAAGAGAGGUGUCGAGGACUUCAAAGAGAUGUACCGCCGUUCGAACACAAUGAACCCGUACUGGGAGGACAAGCGCGCCGAAAUCGAGAAGAUCAAGAUCCCAACUUACGUUGUCGCUUCUUACUCGAGUUUCGUACACACCAUGGGCUCUAUUCGCGGCUGGAUGGAGGUCAACACAGAGAACAAAUGGCUCAGAUGGGAUCCUUACCAAGAAUGGUUCGAUCUUUGGUCUGUCAGAGAGUCGAUUGAUGAGCUCGCCGAGUUCUUCGACCACUUCUUGAAGGGCAAGGACAAUGACUGGCAAAAGACUCCGAAGGUCAGAAUGUCUUCUCUACCUUUCGGAGACAAGGAUGCCGUCUACCCCAUCGAAGUACAAGAUUUCCCCAUCCCCAACACCGACUACAAGAAGCUGUACCUUGGCGAGAAGAAUAAUCUCCUCGAGUCCGCACCUACCGAGAAGAGUGUCGUAUCAUACAACUCAGAAAGUGGCAGCAAUCCCGUUGCACACGCAGCAUUCAACCUCCGCUUCGACAAAAAGACGAGAUUGAUGGGUUUGCCCAAAGCCGUCCUCUACAUGUCUUGCGACGACUUGGAUGAUAUGGUUGUCUACGUCUUGAUUCGCAAGCUUGACAAGGACGGAAAGGCAAUGAUUGCCAUCAACAUCCCCUGGUCUCACGCACCAUACCCUGACACGGCAUCUAUCCCUGAGUCCGACUACAGCAACCUGAUGAUCUACUUCGGUCCUACUGGUAUUCUACGCGCCUCUCACCGCAAGACAGACCCCGCAAAGGCAUUGCACCCCCAGUAUCCCUUCCACACUCACGACGAAGUGCAGAAAAUCACUCCCGGCACCGUCGUCGAGCUUGAGAUCGGUCUCUGGGCCAUGGGCAUGGACUUUGAGGAAGGUGAAUCUUUGAGCGUCCAGGUUUCGGGCGAGUAUCCUCUAGUUGAUGAGUUCAAGGGUAGAGGACCCAAAAAGGCUCAGGUUGAGGAGAGAAACAAGGGACAGCACAAUGUUCAUCUUGGUGGUGAAUAUGCCAGUCAUGUCAUCUUGCCUUUCGUUUGA
This is a messenger RNA of Aureobasidium pullulans EXF-150, 1782 nucleotides long. RefSeq names its product alpha/beta-hydrolase. The coding region runs from base 1 to 1782 and encodes 593 amino acids. The record is from RefSeq and is a predicted model, not a curated record. NCBI's taxonomy places the organism in Eukaryota, Fungi, Ascomycota, Dothideomycetes, Dothideales, Saccotheciaceae. Gene Ontology annotation, molecular function: dipeptidyl-peptidase activity. The transcript is spliced from 3 exons.